GUAAAUGCCACGCUCGUGAGUUGGCGGGUAUAAAUUUGUCGCCGCACGGUGUAGUUUGGCACGCUGAACGGCGUUGGCGUGUUGGUCAAGCAGCGAGUGCCACCGACAUCGUCGAACUGUGUAAGAGCGUCCAGUCCAGAAAUGCAAGACUGUGAGGCACAUUGCAAUGACCGUCUCAAGUUUUCCAGGGCAUUUUAGGAGAUCGCAUCGUGGAAGAGAUGCAGCCUUUUGCUUCAGUUCCACAAGCAGUAGGGUAUUUCCGCAUCCGGUGUAGGUCAGUGUCUCCCCCAACCACUGCAAACUACAUAAUGAAAAGGCACACGGUCCUUUCACAAAAGUGGAUGCGUGGUGCAGGCAGUAACCACGGUGAAACAUCGAGGUUCAGUUCAACAGCCACACCACCAGGUCUCGACCCACCACGGCUAACAACAAAAGAUGUCAAAAACGGAACAAGAUCACAGUUGUUUGGAUGUAGAUUGAACGUGUUCCCUUCCCUCCUGCUAAAAUGUUGCACCCUGUGCAGUCAGUUGUUUAGCUGCAGCACGUUUUCAGGUGCAAAGAGUCAGAACCCCCGUGCUUCCCAAGACAUUUGAUGUGGUAUUGACAUGCAUUCAGGAAUUUAUCGCGUUUCUUGAGGUUUUUUGGCUUGCCGCUUUCACAGUUGUUGUCUUGAAGGUGGCUAAACCGAUUUGCUUUGGAGCUGGAAGGCUGGCAGUCAGUCUGAAAUUGUUGGAGGCUCCAUGUUUAACUUUCGUGAAGCAGUGGCGAAAGACAGUUGGAUCCAAGUGGUCGAUGGAAGGUCCUCAAGUCGACGACAGCGUUGACAUGCUUGAAGAGGCUGACCUUGACCAGCGACAGAGGGAGAUGAUGGAUGUAAUCUCAGCAGAGCAAGCAGAGGCGCGCAAGAUCAUGGAUAGCCUUCAACGAGUUGGUCAAGUCACUCUUCUGAGCUUGCUACACGCAUUGCGGACUCACGGCACCUUCGGAAGGAUUUGGAAGAAGUUGAACAGCGACUUGGCCUGGCGAAAGCACGGCCAGAAGUGUGUGGUCACUCGGGGAACCGAUGAUCAAGGAAGGUGGAUUUGUGAGCCUUGGACGUAUCACAUAGAUGCGAAUUUCUCCUCUCUUCUUCCCAAGUACAAGCAAGCCGCAGGUUUGAAUGGCGUGGGUGAGUCAAGGGUGGCAGUUUGUGUCCUCGGCGCACCUCGGACAGUGGUGAAGACCUACCCAUCUACUCGAGAAAAUGUUGUGCGGGCGCUUUCCGCCGAUACCUUCGUCUAUGCGCAUCCACUGGCAGCGGCUUCCGCCCUGCGGUGUCCCAGGCGCCGCCCCGCCUAUAGGCGCCAGCUAGGCUGGGGUCGGCGGAUGGUGCCAUUCCAAAGCCUUUUGACUCCAGCCUUGGAGGAAGAUUUGAAAGGAUUGGGUGAAGCCGUUACAGCCAUUUUAGUGCCGGAUGUGGACCGUGACACCUUUGAGGCACGGGUGAUCAGCGAGCUGAAAGACCCAAAGUUCAGAUUGUUCUAUGGUAUGGCCAAAGGGCCAUGGAGAGCUCCUCUCUUUCGACAAAUGGGGAGUAGUAUGUGGGGAUAUCAUAACCAGCACGGCUGUCGAAGGAUGGUGGAAUCAUUUGAGAACCAGCGUGGGUGGCAGUAUGAAUGGGUGGUCUUUGCACGAGCGGAAAUGUUCUGGACGCAGAGACAUCCACCUGUUGAGGUGCUGGACCCAGCGUACGUGCACAUACCAAUGGGCCAGGACAACAACAACUACAAUUUCAACCCCCUCAAAGGUGUCAACGACCGUCAUGCUGUCGUUCCAAAGCGCUGGUUCGAUGCCUACUUCAAUCGCUAUCAGUCGAUUCUGGAUGGCAGCGCUUGGAGCUACCUUGCCAGAGUCGCACAGGAAGGGUACAUGAUCAACACAGAGCAAUACUUGCUCCUGCACUUGGAGGCCCACAAGGUGCAGAUCCGGCGCUUUCCGCCCGUGUCAUUUCUGUCACAUUGUACAGAAGGUCCGCAGUGCCAGCACCUGUACAAGGGCACAAACCUUGGAAAGCAACGUUGGACUCCAACAGCAAAGUACUUCACUGAAAUGCUGGAAGCGCGGCGCACUACAGUGGACGACUUUCACAAGGUUCGACGGCUGGAGUCUGGCUGGAUCUGGAUGCCUGUUUGGCCUCACGUGGCCUGGAUCUGGGGGAUCGUGAAGAAAGACGAUCGGAAUGCUUCCCUGCAGGAUAUGGAUCCCAAAGAGCUCCUUGGCUCGGAUGUUGUGUGCGGUUUGUCCAAGCACGGUGCAAUCUCAAGCCUGCGGUGGAUCUUUUUUAAGAGAUGCGAGUGCCAUGCCUCGUAGUGGCCGAACAUCGGCCUGUUGUACAUAACGCCAAAGAGGUCAGUGCACGGAAUAAUCCAAACCAUACUUUCUAUUUAAGGACCGCACUAGAGGCUACUAGUAACAGGGCAUCGCC
Messenger RNA from Durusdinium trenchii, 2464 nucleotides. The record is from the annotation of a GenBank genome assembly. NCBI's taxonomy places the organism in Eukaryota, Dinophyceae, Suessiales, Symbiodiniaceae.